AUGUCAUCCAAUAGAAAGAGAGAAUCUAAAACUACCGAGAUUAGAGUAGCGGGAGUGAACGAGAAGCAACUGUGUGUGGUUGGGUCGUUCUUCAAUGGUCUUCAAAUCCCUAGUUCCACUGAGUUUGACUUGUAUCAGCACAAGAAAAGAACCGGAGACUUCAUAUUACACGGAGAAAAUGAUAAAUUGAUCUACGAAGGUGAAGACCAAAAUGGUUCUGCUUCCAGUAACAAUGAUUAUAUUGUUGCUGUAUACGAUCCAAUCAAUAAAUCGGUGGACCUUUUCAAAUCCCCAUACGUUAACGGUAAGGUUAUCUCUAGAGCCAAGAGAACCUAUAAGGGACCAGCGGUCAAGCAAGUAGGAACACGUAACGUUGACCAGCGUAAUGCCCUUGGGGAGGCGUUUGGUACCAAGAAGGCCAAGUCUGCUAUUGCCAAUGUUGAGAAGAAUAGAAUCGAUGCUGACAAGUUACAAGACGUUGAAUCAGAUAUUAUUGAUUCCUUAGCAAAGACCACUCAAGCAUUACCAACAAGACAAGAAAUAGAUACCGGUAUCACACAGGACAGACCUACCCCAGUGGCCAAUGUUGAUGCUACGAACGUGGAAGAUAUCUAUCCAAUACAUAACAUAAUACCGAAGAGAGAAUGGAGCUUCUUGAGAGUUGGCCCUAUCUUAGAAGCCAGCGGUGACGAUAGUGUAAAGUUGGAAUUGUUACCAUACGGAAAAUCAAACUAUGUUCAACAACAUCUCAAUAAGAUCAUCUCCACCGGUUCUACCGAAAAGUUGCAACUCUUGUACUAUGCUUCAUUAUUAUUUGGAGUGUAUGAACAUCGUAGAGUCAAGGAUAAGGAAUCUUUGUUGACCAGAUUGGAGAACAAGCCUUCAGAAAUUUUAAUCGAUGGUGUUUUGGAAAGAUUCACUAUUGCUAGAACUACACAAUACGGUAAGUCUAAGGAUAGAUCGUUCAUAAUUGAUCCAAACCACGAGGAUAAGUUGUUGUGUUACUUGUUGGCAAUUAUAUUCCACUUGGAUAACUUCAUGGUUGAAUUGUCUCCAUUGGCCAACGAAUUAAAUAUGAAACCAACCAGAUUGGUCAGUUUAAUGAAGGCUCUAGGUGCCGUGGUGAAAUCAUCUACUGUUGCGCAAGCUGAAGCCUUCGGUAUUCCAAAGGCCGCAGCAAGUACUUACAAAGUUGCAACGUUGAAGGUUCCAUUCAAGCUUCCAGAGAUGAGCAGAAGAGUAAGGAAAUCUGGAAGAUAA
Molecule: messenger RNA, 1260 nt
Organism: Dujonia railenensis
Lineage: Eukaryota; Fungi; Ascomycota; Pichiomycetes; Serinales; Debaryomycetaceae
Source: the annotation of a GenBank genome assembly